Messenger RNA from Salmo salar (Atlantic salmon), 3660 nucleotides. RefSeq names its product kelch-like protein 20. Gene Ontology annotation, biological process: protein K33-linked ubiquitination; Golgi to endosome transport; proteasome-mediated ubiquitin-dependent protein catabolic process. Lineage: Eukaryota; Metazoa; Chordata; Actinopteri; Salmoniformes; Salmonidae. The record is from RefSeq and is a predicted model, not a curated record. Gene Ontology annotation, molecular function: type II interferon binding. Gene Ontology annotation, cellular component: trans-Golgi network; PML body.
UUCUGAGGGGGACCUUGCUCUCCAGUGCACAUUUCCUGUUGAUUGGAAUUUUAUGGAAUGUCAAAAGCGUAGCUUGUGAUCAUGCAAAGUAUUUCAAAUAUUGGCUAUCUGACACUUUGCUAGACGUUCGAAUGUAAGUAUAAGGUUGGCAAAAAGUUGUGGGACCAAAAUUUGUUUUCUGUGCAUGGAUGGAAAGCCAAUGCGCAGGAGAUCAGAGACACUCUACUGUUGCUACUGCAUAUUGAGCUAUAAUUGGAAGAGCUGAUUGCUGAGGAAAUUGCUUGGUCGAGGGGGAUGCUAGCUGAAGAGACCUUGGAUGCUAGCUGAAGAGACCUUGGAUUGCACCCUAGACGACCAGGGUACCAGCGCACGCCCAGACAACACCGGAAUGGACAUCACCGCACGCUGCACACUGGGUGAUCCCAACAAGCUCCCAGAGGGUGUGCCCCAGCCAGCACGCAUGCCCUACGUGUCUGACAAGCACCCUCGCCAGACAUUAGAGGUCAUCAAUCUGCUACGCAAGCACAGAGAACUGUGUGAUGUCGUGUUGGUGGUCGGCGCCAAAAAGAUUUAUGCUCACAGAGUGAUCCUUUCGGCCUGCAGCCCUUACUUCAGGGCCAUGUUCACAGGCGAGCUGGCCGAGAGCCGUCAGACAGAGGUUGUGAUCCGGGACAUUGAUGAGCGGGCCAUGGAGCUGCUCAUUGACUUUGCCUACACUUCGCAGGUUACCGUUGAGGAAGGCAAUGUGCAGACAUUGCUGCCCGCCGCUUGUCUGUUACAGCUGGCCGAGAUUCAGGAGGCUUGCUGCGAGUUCCUCAAGCGCCAGUUGGACCCCUCAAAUUGCCUGGGUAUCCGUGCAUUUGCAGACACCCACUCUUGCCGCGAGCUGCUGCGGAUAGCUGACAAGUUUACACAGCACAACUUUCAAGAGGUGAUGGAGAGUGAGGAGUUCAUGCUGCUUCCAGCCAACCAGCUGAUAGAUAUAAUCUCCAGUGACGAACUGAAUGUGCGAAGUGAGGAGCAGGUUUUCAACGCAGUCAUGGCCUGGGUCAAGUACAGCAUUCAGGAGCGCCGGCCACAGCUGCCACAGGUCCUCCAGCAUGUUCGUCUUCCUCUUCUGAGCCCAAAAUUCCUGGUGGGAACGGUAGGAUCAGACCCUCUCAUCAAAAGUGAUGAGGAGUGCAGAGACCUGGUUGACGAGGCAAAGAAUUACCUGCUCUUGCCCCAAGAGCGCCCUCUAAUGCAAGGGCCAAGAACACGCCCUCGGAAGCCCAUCCGGUGUGGAGAAGUGCUGUUUGCAGUUGGCGGGUGGUGCAGUGGGGAUGCCAUCUCCAGUGUAGAACGAUACGACCCACAGACCAACGAGUGGCGCAUGGUGGCUUCCAUGAGUAAGAGGCGCUGUGGAGUGGGUGUCAGCGUCCUUGAUGAUCUUCUCUAUGCUGUUGGCGGCCAUGACGGGUCCUCGUAUCUCAACAGUGUGGAGAGGUAUGACCCCAAGACAAAUCAGUGGAGUAGUGAUGUAGCUCCCACAAGCACGUGCAGGACCAGUGUGGGUGUGGCUGUCCUGGGAGGGUAUCUGUAUGCAGUAGGGGGCCAAGAUGGAGUAUCCUGCCUCAACAUUGUUGAAAGAUAUGACCCCAAGGAGAACAAAUGGACACGGGUGGCCUCGAUGAGCACCAGGCGCCUGGGUGUAGCCGUGGCUGUCCUAGGGGGCUUCCUCUAUGCAGUGGGAGGUUCAGACGGCACGUCCCCUCUCAAUACAGUAGAGAGGUACAACCCCCAGGAGAACCGCUGGCACACCGUCUCUCCUAUGGGCACCAGGAGAAAACACCUGGGCUGUGCAGUGUACCAGGACAUGAUCUACUCCGUAGGAGGCCGGGACGACACCACCGAGCUGAGCAGUGCCGAGCGCUACAACCCCAGGACCAACCAGUGGUCACCUGUUGUAGCCAUGACUUCAAGACGUAGUGGGGUUGGACUAGCAGUGGUAAAUGGCCAGUUAAUGGCUGUGGGUGGCUUUGACGGGACAACGUAUCUUAAAACAAUAGAGGUCUAUGAUCCUGACGCUAACACAUGGAGGCUCUAUGGUGGAAUGAACUAUAGGCGACUUGGAGGAGGGGUUGGUGUUAUCAAAAUGACUCACUGUGAAUCACACAUAUGGUAGCACCUCCAGGUCAAAGGCCUCACUGUCGCAUGUGCCUCCGAAAGAAACAUUGUUUAUCAUGCAAGGAACGAAGUCUAUAUUAACUGUAACACAGCCAUGUUAUUGGCAAGCCAAGGAAAUGUCUUGUGACUACAAGCUUUACUGUUCCUGUGUCAAGUCUGGAAGGCUUAUCUAGGAGCCUACAGUUCAUCUCUCUUCUGUACUUCCUGUAUUAUGACUUGACUGGCCAAGGCCAAGAGGAACCAACUCUGAAUAGAUCAAUCACAUGAACUACUGUUUGACAUCAUGGGGGGAAAACCCUUAAUUUCCUCUUUUUCAGUUACUGAAAUGGAAUACUGCAGCCGCACUUUAAGAUACAGUUCAGUUUUUGCUGUGGUACCGGUUAUACUAUACAAACGUUUAGUUUCCAUUGAAAUAUUAAAUGGGGAAUGAAGAAGAAUCUUCAAAGAGAACUGAAGGUGCAGGAUGUGGUCUCACUGCUUCCCUUAAUCCUCGUUGUGAAAAGUGGAUAAACUUGUUAGGCAGUUGUUUAAAUCUCUAAAUUAAAUGCACUGUGAUCAUUUUUUAGUUUUGUUGCUGUUUUUAGUUUGACACACUGAGCAUAACUUGGAGUUCUACGUUCACAACUGGGGUCAAUUGUUGGUACGGUGGCACUUACACAAUAUUACAACUGUUUCAUACAAGAUUCUUGCCCAUUUAAGACUGACAGUGGAUGUUUUUUUUUUUUGGAGCAACUUUAUUAUUUUUUCUUUUUACAUAGGACAUUUGACAGUCUUGCACUUUAAUCUAUUAUAGAUUCUUCUUGAGGAAUUAGUUGCAUCUAAGACACAGUAAGGAAUAAUGAACUGGUUGAUGUAUUAUGCACCUCUUCAUUGGUGACCAUGCAAAACAGAUGGACAUUCAGUAAUAUGCUUAGACAUUUGUUUUAUUAUGUAAAUCCUGAUGAAUCUCAUUUUGUCACUGCUAUUGAGCAAAAUAUACGAUCGUGCGUUUUGCUGAAACUCAACCCCUGUAGAUAUGUUAUGUGUCAAAUUAUGCAAGUGUUCACAAGUAAUUAUUAGCCUGAUCACCAAAUAUUUUGAAAAAUUGUCCCUUUGGCUGUGUUCACACAGCCAGCCCAAUUCUGAUCAUUUUUUCUACUAAUCACAUAUCUUUAAGAGCUAACCAGUGGCUGCAGCUACACAGGCAGCCCAAUUGUUUUCCACAAAUUGGUCUUUUAACCAAUCAGGUCAGCUGUGAAAAGCUCUGAUAAAAAUACCAAUAACUGGGAAAAAUAUCAAAAUUGGGCUGCCGCUGUAAACGCAGCCUCUCACAAAAGUAUGGAACCGUUGAGGACAAAUGUAUGGGUGCUUUAUUUCUGCUGAAGGUCUGACAUUUCUAUUUGAGCUGUAAGCCUUGAUAAAGCAUGUGGCAUUUUACCCCUAUUAGAUGACGUGGAAUUGUCUGUACUGACAAAAUACAUGCUGUUAAUAAAAACACUUUAUUUCAAACUUUAA